GUGUAUUGUAUAGACUUGAUUAUAGCUUACCAGCAAUGCUUAAACUAAAAUUUAUACAUUUAAAAUUUUUAAUAUUAAAAUAAACAUAAUAUAAAUAAAAUUUAUUUUCUAAUUUAAAUUUAACAAAACCUAAAAAAUAAAAAUUGAUUAGUCAAAUAAAAUUAAUAUAACUUAUAAAUUUAGUUUAUGUAUUUAUACUGAAAAGAUAAAUUAUUAUAAAAUUUUACUUCAGAAAAUGAUAUAUAUCUUAAAAAUUAUUAUCACUGUGUGUGGCGUAUGAAGCUUUCUAGUUUAUACAUAAAUUAGGGAUAAAAAGAACAUUCAUACCAUAUAUGUGAAAAUUAAACGACAUAUAAUAUAAAAUUUGGGGGUAGUAAACAACAGUUAAUCUGCUAGUCAUAACUGUUUGUGUGCAGUAUUAUUCCAAGAAACUGUCAACAUUCACCAGCAAGGACCAAAGACCAAGAACGAAUAAUUGUAAAAAAACUAAUAACUUGGAACUAUUUUACUAUUGUAUUGUAUAUGCAUUUAUAUAUUAUUCGAAUCUAACACUAUCCAUGUGAUAACGACUUUUCUACACGUAUAUGUAUAAUAUUUUAAUUAGUUAAUGUCGUUACAUAAUAGUUUUUCAUAUUUUUGGUCGCAUCUCACAUUGAACAUGUGGAUGAAACUUUCGAAUAUAUCCUUUUUUAAUCAUAACCAGAGACUCAUAUCCUUCGUAUAUGAUUCAGUAGACAAUAUAUAUAUAUAUAUAUAUAUAUAUACGAAGAGGACACAUACUAUCGAUAUACAAGUUUUCCAACACAUACAAAUACUUUAGCAACGACAGUAUCUAGGUUUGUCCAGCUGAGAAACAUGGUGCAGAUUCAUCCUGUCCAAGCAGUACCGGUAGACUCCGGCAUCGGCGAAGUCAAGAGCUCGCCGUACGUGACGACGGAGCAAGAGAGUUUCACGAUUUGGAUGAGAUCACUGGUGUACCAUAGCAAAGGCUGCACAGUUUAUGAUUCCAAAGGAAACUUAAUCUAUCGAGUGGAUAACUAUGACUCCAAGAGUUGCGGUGAAGUUUACCUUAUGGACUUAUACGGAGAAGUCUUGUUUGAAUUUCAACAAAAGUUUGGGUUAUUCAAAUCUUGUGAAGGAUGCAACUCAAACGGGACAAGAUUUCGACUAAGAAAGAACUUCAAGAUUUCGCCAAGAGGUUCAUCUUCGUCUUACAAAGUUGUAAUGGAAUCUAGUAAAGAUGAUCAACAAUCUUGUUAUAAGAUUCUACACCACGGAUCAGUUUUCAUUAUUGAAGAUGGAUCGGGAAGAUUAAUGGCAGAAAUUAAAAAGAAGCAAUCGAACGUUAAUGGUUUGGAUUUUGGAGAAGAUGUCUUGACAAUGGUGGUGGAGCCACAAGUAGACCAUUCUUUCAUCAUGGGUAUUGUUAUAGCAUAUGGUCUUCUCAAAUGUAAAUUGUGAUUGAUUAUUUUUUGGACGUGACUGAGUUAUUUGUAAAUUUAGUGUUGUAGAUGAAAUAUACAACUAUUGAGAGAGCCAAGAGAUGCUAUAUUUAUUAGUUAUAAAAGAGCCUAAACUUUUU
Brassica napus (rape) is the source of this 1582-nucleotide messenger RNA. Its product is annotated as protein LURP-one-related 3-like. Lineage: Eukaryota; Viridiplantae; Streptophyta; Magnoliopsida; Brassicales; Brassicaceae. The transcript has a single exon. The record is from RefSeq and is a predicted model, not a curated record. The coding region runs from base 856 to 1461 and encodes 201 amino acids.